Parasteatoda tepidariorum (common house spider) is the source of this 750-nucleotide messenger RNA. The record is from RefSeq and is a predicted model, not a curated record. Lineage: Eukaryota; Metazoa; Arthropoda; Arachnida; Araneae; Theridiidae.
AUGUUGACUGAAAAACGACAUCUAAUCAUCCAGAAUGCUCAAAUAAACAUGUUGGUUCAUGUUAGUGGCCACCUCAAUUCAUUCCAACGUGCACUGUCUGAUCUAAGUCACACUCAUACUGGGGAGAAACCUUACUUUAGUAGAGUAUGUAAUAAAAGCUUUUCGCGGAGGAGUUUACUGUCAAGGCACACUAGUGGUCAUACGGGCAAGAAACCAUUUUCUUGUAGUGUAUGUAAUCAAAGUUUUGCAAGGAAAGAUAAACUAGCUAAACACAAUUGUACUCAAACUGGUGAGAAACCUUAUUCUUGUGGUGUAUGUGAUAAGAGUUUUUCAAAAAAACAUUAUCUAACAAACCACACUUAUAUCCAUACCGGGGAAAAGCCUUAUUCUUGGGAAAUAUGUAAUAAAAGUUUUUCGCACUGGACAAAAUUAACAGAGCACAUAUGUGUUCAUACUGAUCAGCUAGCUAAACACAAUUGUACUCAAACUGGUGAGAAACCUAAUUCUUGUGGUGUAUGUGAUAAGAGUUUUUCAAAAAAACAUUAUCUAACAAACCACACUUAUAUCCAUACCGGUGAAAAGCCUUAUUCUUGGGAAAUAUGUAAAAAAAGUUUUUCGCAGUGGACAAAAUUAACAGAGCACAUACGUGUUCAUACUGGUGAGAAACAUUAUUCUUGUAUAGUGAAUAAAAAUCUAACUCAUCACAGUCGCAUUGAUGGUGGUGACAAACCUUAUUCUGGUUACACAUGA